Ipomoea nil (Japanese morning glory) is the source of this 606-nucleotide messenger RNA. RefSeq lists its product as uncharacterized. The record is from RefSeq and is a predicted model, not a curated record. The transcript has a single exon. Lineage: Eukaryota; Viridiplantae; Streptophyta; Magnoliopsida; Solanales; Convolvulaceae. The coding region runs from base 1 to 606 and encodes 201 amino acids. Gene Ontology annotation, molecular function: nucleic acid binding; RNA-DNA hybrid ribonuclease activity.
AUGGCAACGUAUCCACCCGACCCACCGCUAAGCAAACCACCAAGCAGCCGCACAGGGUCCCAUUACCGCCACUGCCGCGGCACAGCAGCAGCAGCAACGGACCGCUGUGGCCUUGUGGCUGCCGAGGAAGGAGUACGGCUGGAGGCAACCGAGCCGAUACGGAGAUGUUAUGUCGAUGCCGGGUUUAUGCCGACUACAGGAAAAGCUACGGUUGGCGCGAUUUUAUUGAACGAGGAAGGGGAAUAUGUAUCGGCAUUCAGUGCACCCUUAUCAGAUUGUCUCUCCCCGCUUAUGGCUGAGGCGAUAGCAUGUAAGGAAGCAUUGUCCUGGUUAUGGAAUCGUGGGGAACGCUCUGUACGCUUGCUCACAGAUUGUUUGACCCUACAACAAUAUUUGACGAAUCAAGCUGUCACGAUUCGGACUUAUGUUGGCUACGCUAUUAGUGCUUGCAAAGCACGCAUUACCGCUUUUGAUUACUGCUCAGUUAAUUUUAUUCCUAGAUCGGAGAACUAUUUAGCUCAUAGUUUAGCGGCUUCUGCAUUUAAUUAUUCUACGAUUAUGUAUUCGGACGAUGUCCCCCCAGACUCUAUUUCUGAGUACUUUUAA